AUGCCAGAGUGCGAAGAUCUGGAGAGGGUGACCGUUGCUGAUGAUCCAGAGAAAUUCUUUCGGGUUGGGGCCAAGUUGCCUCUGGAAGAGAAAGCGAGUUUGCUGGAGUUCCUUCGAACUAAUGUGGACGUCUUUGCAUGGGACCCGUAUGAGGCUCCAGGAGUAGACCCAAAUUUUAUUUGUCAUCGACUCAAUGUAAACCCUGCCGUUCCCCCUAGAAGGCAAAUUCCUCGGCGACCAUCGAAAGAGCAUGCCGAGGCAGUCCGAAGUGAAGUUGCCAAGCUCAAACAGGCUGGGGCUAUCAAAGAAGUCUUUUACCCCCAAUGGCUGGCCAAUACGGUGGUAGUGAAGAAGAAGACGGGGAAGUGGCGAGUGUGCGUGGAUUUCACGGAUCUUAAUAAGGCAUGCCCCAAAGACCCAUUUCCUAUGCCAAAGAUUGACCAGCUGGUGGACGCGACCGUGGGCCACCCUAGGAUGAGCUUCUUGGAUGCCUUUCAAGGGUAUCACCAAAUACCGUUAGCCACCGAUGAUCAAGAAAAGACCGCUUUCGUGACCCCGGUUGGGAACUACCAUUACAAGGUGAUGCCUUUCGGUCUGAAAAAUGCUGGAUCUACCUACCAACGCAUGAUGACGAAAAUGUUCGAGCCACAGCUGGGCAGAAGUAUUGAAGUUUAUAUUGAUGACAUGGUGGUGAAAAGCAAGGUAGUGACUGAACAUGUGGAGGACCUCACUAGCAUCUUCGGGAUACUGAGAGAACACAGGUUGCGCCUGAAUGCUUCGAAGUGCUCCUUUGGAGUAGGUUCAGGAAAAUUCUUGGGGUACAUGGUGACCCAUAGGGGAAUUGAGGUUAAUCCAGAUCAGAUUAGGGCUAUUAACAGUUUGCAAGCGCCCCGGAAUCCAAAGGAAGUGCAGAGGUUGACGGGGAUGACAGCUGCGUUAAACCGAUUCAUUUCCAGGUCAGCCGAAAGGUGUCGUCCUUUCUUCCGUCUGUUACAUAAGUGGCAGGGAUUCGAAUGGACCGAGGAGUGUGUUGAGGCGUUCCAGCAGUUGAAAAAUUAUUUAUCCAAACCGCCGAUCAUGUCUAGCCCUGAAGUGGAUGAGAUAUUGUAUGCUUAUCUGGCGGUAGCUCCACACGCAGUCAGUUUUGUCUUGAUGCGAGAAGACAAUGGCGUCCAGAGGCCGGUAUAUUAUGUAAGUAAAUCCCUCCAUGAAGCGGAGGUGAGAUAUCUGUCGUUAGAGAAGGCCAUACUGGCGGUCGUCCAUGCGACACGUAAACUCCCACACUAUUUUCAAGCUCACACUGUAGUUGUUUUGACCCAAUUGCCUCUCAAAUCCAUACUUAGAAGUGCUGACUAUACCGGCAGAAUUGCCAAGUGGGGAACGAUUCUGGGUGCUUUUGACAUCAAAUACAUGCCCCGCACCUCUGUGAAGGGUCAAGUACUCGCCGAUCUAGUAGCGGAAUUCGCUGAGUGCCCUGAGGAAGUUAGUAGGAGUCAAGACCACAUGGAUGAAAAAUCGGUUGGCAUAAUAUCCGCGCCAGGAGGGCCGGUAUGGAGGGCAUACGUGGAUGGGGCCGCAAACCAACGGGGAGCUGGACUGGGAUUGGUCCUGAUAUCUCCCGAAGAGGUCAUCAUUGAGAAGUCGCUAAGGCUGGGGUUCUCAGCUACUAACAAUGAAUCAGAGUACGAAGCUCUGAUAAUGGGAAUGAGUAUGGUCCGUAAAAUGGGUGGAAAGGCAGUAAAACUGUUCUCGGACUCGAAGCUGGUCGUUGGCCAGGUGACUGGAGAGUUGGAGGCCAGAGACCCGAGAAUGCAAGGGUAUCUGAACCGGGUUAGGCAUAUGCGAACAGAGUUCGAGUCGUUCGACGUAUUACAUAUUCCACGAGGCGAGAAUACCCACGCGGACUCCUUAGCGACCCUUGCCACCUCCUCAGCACGAAAUUUCCCUCGGGUAAUUAUCGUGGAAGACUUGCAUACUCCCACUUCACCAGAAAAGGAGAUUUGCCAAGUUCGUCAAGCUAGUUUGACGCCGUGCUGGAUUGACCCUAUAUUAAAAUUUCUCGACAGUGAUGUGCUGCCCGAAGAUAAGGUAGAAGCUGAGAAAAUACGAAGGAGAGCACCUCGGUACUGGUUAUCCGAAGAUAAAAAGCUAUAUAGACGGUCCUUCUCUGGGCCAUACUUGCUCUGCGUGUCUCCCGAGGCAGCAGAAUUAAUCCUGGAAGAAUUGCAUGAGGGUAUUUGUGGAAGCCACACAGGAGGAAGAUCCCUGUCAUGCCGAGCACUAACGCAAGGUUAUUGGUGGCCGAAUAUGCAGAAAGAAGCGCAGGAGUACGUUAAGAAGUGCGAUCAGUGUCAAAGAUAUGCUCCGAAUAUCCACCAACCUGGAGGAGUUCUUAACCCUCUCUCAAGUCCUUGGCCCUUUGCACAAUGGGGGCUAGACAUCGUCGGCCCUUUUCCUAAAGCUAUAGGAAACAAGAAGUACCUGCUGGUCGGCACAGACUACUUCACCAAAUGGGUUGAGGCUGAACCCUUGGCGAACAUCCGGGACAUAGAUGUGAAGAAGUUUGUCUGGAAGAACAUUGUUACGCGAUUUGGAAUCCCACGAGCUCUUGUUUCGGACAACGGGCUCCAGUUCGAUAGCAAUGCCUUUAGGAAUUACUGUUCAGAACUGGGAAUAAGAAACAGAUAUUCCACUCCAGCUUAUCCGCAAGGCAAUGGGCAGGCUGAAGCUGUUAACAAAGUCAUUGUCCAUGGGCUUAAGAAGAGACUAGACGACGCGAAAGGAAGAUGGGUGGAGGAACUCCCACAUGUGCUUUGGACGUAUCGGACAACGCCCAGGCGUUCGACGGGAGAAACUCCUUUCUCCAUGACCUAUGGAGCCGAGGCCGUUAUUCCGCUGGAAACUGGAUUCCCGACAUUAAAGACCAGUGCAUUCUCUUCGAGUAAUAAUGAUGCGAUGUUGGAAAAAAGUUUAGACCUGAUUGAAGAACGGAGGGAAAGCGCGAUGGUUCGGCUAGCUUACUACCAGCACAAACUCAAGCAGUGCUACGAUAGCAAUGUGAGGAUGAGGCCGUUAGCCAUAGGCGACCUGGUGCUGAGAAAGGUCCUGGGGCCCACUAAGAAUCCAAUCUGGGGAAAACUGGGACCCAAUUGGGAGGGACCGUAUCGAAUUACUUCUGUAGCUGGAAUAGGGGCUUAUUAUCUAGAGGAUCUAGACGGAAAACCUGUACUCCAUCCUUGGAAUGUAAAUAAUCUCAGAAGGUAUUAUUAUUAG
Molecule: messenger RNA, 3273 nt
Organism: Quercus lobata
Lineage: Eukaryota; Viridiplantae; Streptophyta; Magnoliopsida; Fagales; Fagaceae
Exons: 2
Coding region: 1-3273 (1090 amino acids)
Biological process (GO): DNA integration
Molecular function (GO): RNA-DNA hybrid ribonuclease activity; nucleic acid binding
Source: RefSeq, a predicted model, not a curated record